This is a messenger RNA of Penicillium lagena, 792 nucleotides long. RefSeq lists its product as uncharacterized. The coding region runs from base 1 to 792 and encodes 263 amino acids. Lineage: Eukaryota; Fungi; Ascomycota; Eurotiomycetes; Eurotiales; Aspergillaceae. The transcript has 3 exons. Gene Ontology annotation, molecular function: oxidoreductase activity. The record is from RefSeq and is a predicted model, not a curated record.
AUGUCUGCCAAGGACCUCACCGGUAAAGUCGCUGUCGUAACGGGCGCAAGCCGCGGCAUCGGCGCAGGCAUUGCCAUCAAGCUAAGCCAGCGCGGCGCCAACAUCGCCAUAAACUACGUCUCCGACGCCUCUGCCUCCGCCGCCGAGAGUGUCGCGGUGCAGAUCCGCUCCGCUGGCGUGCGCGCCCUCGUCCUCCAGGCAGAUGUCUCCGAUGAGGGCGCCGUGCGCACUUUGUUCGAGACCGUAAACCGCGAAUUCGGACGCCUGGAUAUCGUCGUUAGCAAUGCUGGCAUUGAGUUCUUUGGUGAUGUCGGCAGCGUUGCCGGAGAGGAUAUCGAUCGUAUCUUCGCGGUUAAUGUGAAGGGCCAGUAUUUUGUUGCCCAGGAGGCGUAUAAGUAUAUGGCUGAGUAUGGGCGCGUUAUGCUGACCUCGUCGAUUUCGGCGGUGAAGGGUGUCGCCGGCCACGCCGUCUACGCCGCCUCCAAAGCGGCCGUGCAGGGCAUGACAAAAUGCCUAGCCGUGGACUUUGGAAAGCGCAAUAUCACAGUCAACUGCAUUGCCGCCGGCGGCGUCAAGACCGAUAUGUACCAGGAGAUGGCGGGCAACUACGUUCCUGGCAGCGACAAGAUGACACCCGAGCAGAUCGAUGCCGCGAUCGGCAAGUGGUCUCCUCUCGGUAGGCCGGGCGAGAUUGAGGAUGUUGCGGGCGUGGUCUCGCUUAUUGCUAGUCGCGAAUCCCAGUGGUUGACUGGGCAGACGUUCCAGGUUUCUGGGGGUGCGUACAUGUCUUAG